AUGGGCCAACACCUGGUGACUCCACCAGGGAUGGCCUGUGAUCCUCCUCAUGUCGAGUACCGAUUGGAUUCUAACAUCUCAAGUUCUAGCAAUGGGGUGCUGCGAUAUGCCGCUUACCACAAAGUGAUGCAAAACGAUCAAAGUGAUCCGUCCAUGGCUUGUUCAUUUCCGGCGUUCCGUUUUGAAACCAAAGGGACAACUGAAGGGAAUAUAAACAGCGUUCAUUUUGAGUUUGCUCUUGUCAAUGAUAAUAGCCUAUACAACUUUGCUUCUGUCGCCGAUCCAUAUACCUUUGCCGAUCAGCUUGUACGCUGUCCCGAGGAUCCUCAUACCUGUGUCUUCACCAAUCUUGGCGGUGACGCUAAGUUGGUGUCGCCCAAAAAUGAGGGAAAUGGAGACAAGGAUCGUUAUGGCCACAUUGCUGCUUUUCUCCGCAAGGCUCCAACAGAACAAAUUCAAUCGGUGUGGAAAACAGUGGCGGAAACCUACAGGGAUCAGCUGCGAGCUCAAUCACCCCAACCUGUUUGGUUCUCUGCAGCCGGUGGUGGGGUAGCAUGGCUGCAUUUUAGAUUCGAUCGACGGCCCAAAUACUACCAUUACACACCCUUCAAGCAGACAUUCUGA
Molecule: messenger RNA, 624 nt
Organism: Cylindrotheca closterium
Lineage: Eukaryota; Bacillariophyta; Bacillariophyceae; Bacillariales; Bacillariaceae
Source: the annotation of a GenBank genome assembly